Enterospora canceri is the source of this 1806-nucleotide messenger RNA. NCBI's taxonomy places the organism in Eukaryota, Fungi, Microsporidia, Enterocytozoonidae. The record is from the annotation of a GenBank genome assembly.
AUGAUUAACAACGCGGAACUUCAGUUGUCAAAGAACAGGCGAUUCAAUGAUGCAUGGGCAUUUAUUAUGUUCUUGCUUCUCUGUGGGACACUUUCUGGAAUUGGAAUCCGCAACAUGAUCGAGGAAAAAUCAGUACACAAAACAUUCGUUAAUAUUUCCUCUGAAUAUGCGAAAAUAAUUGGAUUUAACCUCCUAGCCACCUUUGGAUUCAACUUCCUGAUGCUACUGCUGUACCUUGGUCUACCAAAAGUAGCCAUUUAUUCAGGCCUGCUUUUUGUACCAGCAUUACUGACAUAUGUUAGUAUUGUUGCAGGACAAGAACAUUUUCCCAUACUGAUUCCUGCAGUAGCCAUGUUAUUCUCACUAAUCACCUGGUUAUUCAUCAGAAGGAAGAUCAACAUCAUUGCUCAGCUCUACACAACCACAUCCAGAAUCCUAUUACGGAACUUCUUCAUGCUUGCAUUCAACUAUCUGUUAUUUAUGUUCAUCACAAUUGGUGUAUUCAUAACAGUAACCAAAGCAUUUCCACGUGAUAUGGACAACACUGGACUCCCUGAAAUCGUCCUGUGCUUCACGCAAUUUUGGAUUGAGACCUUCUUCAUCUACUUUUUUGACGUAUUUACAGUUUGUGUGAUCACAGGUGAAAUACUAAAGAAGACAUCACCAAAUGAUGACGAUAGAAAUGCACUCAUAGGAAUAAGAGCACUCAAAUAUACGCUGUAUGCUAUGGGAUCUAUCGCAUAUGGAGCAUUGCUCAUCGCAAUAAUUAAGACACUUCGUGUACUAUCGCAUCUCGAACAGAGCAAGGAAGAUGAAGUACAGUAUCAUCACAGAAGACCAUUUGCAUUCGCGCUACUGAUGUGUGUAGUUUCAAUUCUAUUGGCAAUAUUCGAAGCAUUUGUUUCAGUAUUGAACAAAUUUGCAUUUGCAUACCUGGCAAUAACAGGUGACAAAUACAUGGAUUCAAUGAGAAACUCAUUUGAGAGACUCUCUGAGAAGGAGAAUGCGGCAUUUGAAUCAUUCGUGAUUACAGAACACUUGCAGAACAUAUUCUUCAUUGUUCAGGUCAUCCUGAUAUUAGGAUUCAAUGCACUUUUGAUAGGAUUGAAGGAGUUUCUGAAGCCAUACGGCCCAAAAAAUGUCGAAAUUAAGUUGUACGUCAUGGGCGCACUNUUGGCAAUAUUCGAAGCAUUUGUUUCAGUAUUGAACAAAUUUGCAUUUGCAUACCUGGCAAUAACAGGUGACAAAUACAUGGAUUCAAUGAGAAACUCAUUUGAGAGACUCUCUGAGAAGGAGAAUGCGGCAUUUGAAUCAUUCGUGAUUACAGAACACUUGCAGAACAUAUUCUUCAUUGUUCAGGUCAUCCUGAUAUUAGGAUUCAAUGCACUUUUGAUAGGAUUGAAGGAGUUUCUGAAGCCAUACGGCCCAAAAAAUGUCGAAAUUAAGUUGUACGUCAUGGGCGCACUCUUUGCGAUAUUCAUCUCAUUCCAAUUCACCAACAUCAUCAAAUCAGGCUGUCUUGCUCUCUCGUAUCUACAGAUCAUUGCACCAGAGAACAUAAAGGAGUAUGAUCCAGCAUUACAUGAAGUAUUGGCUGAAAUACAAGAAAGUGGAAAGGUAGAAGAGAAUAAGACACCUGAAGAAGAGAAUCAAAAUGGAGACGAGAAUCAGAAUGGAGACGAGAAUCAAAAUGGAGACGAGAAUCAAAAUGGAGACGAGAAUCAGAAUGGAGACAAAGGCAGAGAAUUAAACCAGAAUCAGCUUGAACCGGAAGCACAGGCAGAAACAGGGGCACAACCUACAUAA